This is a messenger RNA of Syngnathus typhle (broad-nosed pipefish), 2698 nucleotides long. Its product is annotated as phosphoinositide 3-kinase regulatory subunit 5-like. NCBI's taxonomy places the organism in Eukaryota, Metazoa, Chordata, Actinopteri, Syngnathiformes, Syngnathidae. Gene Ontology annotation, biological process: G protein-coupled receptor signaling pathway; positive regulation of MAP kinase activity. The transcript has 18 exons. The record is from RefSeq and is a predicted model, not a curated record. Bases 168 to 2645 code for a protein of 825 amino acids. Gene Ontology annotation, molecular function: 1-phosphatidylinositol-3-kinase regulator activity. Gene Ontology annotation, cellular component: phosphatidylinositol 3-kinase complex, class IB.
AGUUGACAGUCGGGUGGUGAAUUUCUGAAUGAAAAUGUAGAAGUUGCGGCUUUUGUUCUUAGCCAGCCCACUUGCUCAGGCUGCAUGGGAGUCAAUUGUGUGAGUAGGAAGUGGGAGGCUGCAUUGUGUACACUGGACAUUUGUUGCUCUGCAUCUUGAAUGCGACAAUGGAGCAAAACUCAUGCACGGAAGAUCGUCUGCAGCAUGUCCUUGAACGUUGCCUCUGUGACCUUGAAUUCAACACCUUUGACAAGCAACUCUGGAACGCUGGGCUCUGCAUGAAUCGCUGGUGUUUGGAGGAACUGGCAAUGAGAGAUCCCCUCAACUUCCCCUUUCUUCUGCAGACAAUUGUCAAGAAAACAAAGGAGGUACUUGUACAAUGUAAGUACGAACUGGUGGUGCCUCUUACGCUCCUAUUUUCAUCAACGCUUUUAAAAACUCCUUACCUGCACCCAGAUUGUGAUGUAUUGUGGGAAGCUUACCUGCUCUUUCAUAAUUUCCUAUCCUGGCCAGACCCUUACUGCACGGCCUGUCAACAUUUGCUGAAUGUCAUAUAUAACGAGCUCAGAGCACCCGGCAUAUCAUUUCAAAGAUUGGUGAAAACAGAGCAUGGCAUUUCCACCCAGAACCGACACUCAAAAACGAUGAUCGUGCUUUUAGUGAGUCCAGAUGAGGAUAUCCCCCCUGAGGUCCAAUCGGUCUCCAAGCAACUGAGUGUAAGCCGUCAGUCCAAACGAGACAUCACCAUCACCCUCAUUCUGCACAGCUUCCAGGCUGCUCUCGGUACCAAAGUCCACCUGCAGGGACUCCGUGAUGCUUUGCAGAAAAAACACACUGUUGAGCUGGAGCAGCUACUGGACACACUAAGUUGCUGCAUGGACACAGCAGCCUCCACAGCAGACCUCAGCACUGCCAGGGAAAAUCUCGUAGAGACUCUCGAUGGGCUCAGACAAAACCUUAUCCCCGGAGAUGGAGAUGAUUACUUGGAUGCUGGGUUUGCUGAGACGUUCACGCUGCCUUUUCCUAAAUGUUACACCAGCUUCUGGGAAAACGACAACUUUGAUUUUCUCAAUAAUAUUCUCAUGAGAGAAUGCUGCCAGGAUUCUCCUCUGGUGUGUCUUGAUGAUGAUUGUAAUGAUGUUGAUAUGAAAGAAGAAGACAUCCUGAAAGCUCAUCAUAGCUCGGAGAACCAACCAUCGUCCUCUUUGAGUGACUCCUUCGCCUCUAACUGCUCUGUGUCCACAAAAUCAGCGUUUGUGGAAAGUGACUUCAGCGAUGUCAUACGACAUGAGGACACAACUGAGGGACAAAAAAGUCCUUCAAAAUGUAUGGAGAAGCCCAAGAAGAAAUCCAAAAGCCUCUUAGGGAUGGAGCACUUCUCCUUGUUUUUCAAGAAACCACGCAAUCUCGGGACGCACCUCAAACAAUCUCGAUCGAACCAAGAUCAACUUCUCCAUGCAUUUUCGGUGUCCUGCCCUCUAAGCGGUGAAGCUCUUCUCUCCCCGCAAAAACAUCUCUGUCUCCGUAGGAGGCCAAUCCUGAGUAGCAACGAAACCGACACGGCACAGGCGGUCACUCUAGUGCGAGUACUCGUAUUCGGUCGGGACAGAGAAGCCGGACGACUGGCGAGGGCUUACAGCGACCUCCAGCAGAAAGAAGCCAAAUGUCCCCGACUCACCACAAUGUGCAAAUUGCAAUUUUACUUUGUUCCCUCAAAAAGGACAUUUACGAGAAAACACAAAGAAAGACAACCAUCAAGUAAAGUUCCAUCUGUGCAGACUAAUGGUAUCUCCCAAGAUGGCAGCACCACAGAUUUAGCCCAGUUGUUGGGAAUGAUGGAUCCCUGGUAUGAUCGAAGCGUCCACAGUCUGCUCAGUCUUUCCUCGGAAGUCCUUUGUCAGCCUGCUUGGAAGGAAGAAGGUGUCCUGGAGAACAAUGGCGGAGAGGAGCAUAUUCCCUUGAUGGCUGAUUUGGUUCUUUACUACUGUAGACAUGCGGACCAACCUGUCCUGGUGCAGCUCUACCAGGCUGAGAUGACCCUGGCCGGCGGAGAGAAGAGAAGUGAAGUGUUUAUUCAUUCUGUUGAGCUUGGACAUACGGCUGCAACCAGAGCAGUGAAGACCAUGGGUGCUGCCAGUAAGAGGUUUGGAAUUGAUGAAGAGAGCGAGGCUGUCCCUUUAACACUCAGUGUUGCCUAUAAUAAGGUGGCCUGCAGUGGAAGAGGUCAAUGGAUCCAAGCAGAAAUGCUUUGCACAUCUAUAAAUAUUCAAAAAGCCUCCAGCAAAGCUGAACAUUUCGAGUCUAGAAGUGAAAGCUUGUUGCUCUCCGUGACGGAAGUCACAAAGAAAAACUGUCCCAAGUCUAAAAAGAACAACAGCCAGCAUUCCUCUAAAUCAGAGGUGAACGUCAACAGAAUUGAGGUCACGUCCAAGAAAGAUGGGACAACCUUUGCUAUGUGUCUAGAUCAAGACGAGAGGAAGUUCUUGCAAAGUGUCAGCAGGCUUGAAGUGUCUUUGUGCUGUAAACCGGGAAGCAGUUCAGACUGGAAGUACAAACCCUCACCAGGCCAAGUCCAACCUCUGCAUCCAUCUUACUGCUCCAUGCUUUGCCUUCCCUUCAUCUCUUUCUCUGCCUCGCAUGCCUGAAAACACCUCGGAUUGUCCAUGAAAUUGAUUAAUAAAAUUAUUUUUCAAUUAAA